Messenger RNA from Lagopus muta (rock ptarmigan), 2053 nucleotides. RefSeq names its product unc-93 homolog A (gene UNC93A). NCBI's taxonomy places the organism in Eukaryota, Metazoa, Chordata, Aves, Galliformes, Phasianidae. The transcript is spliced from 12 exons. The record is from RefSeq and is a predicted model, not a curated record. The coding region runs from base 667 to 2043 and encodes 458 amino acids.
AAGAGGAGUUUCCAAGCAAGCAUAGCAUAGGAGCUUUAGAGCCUUCAUAGGCCCACUGGGGCCGUUUCUAGGAAGAAAGAAGCAAGACUGGACAGACACAGAAGGCUUGCUGAUUUCCAUAAGGACACAGGAGGCAUGGAGCUUGUUCAGAAGAAUGACUAUCAAGACGUUUCCAGCUGGAUUCCAGUACCUGUUUCCAGAGAGGUCUAUCAUAGCAUCUUAAUUUGAAUGAACAGGAAGCCAUUUGAAAAGGUACCCUACUCUUCGGAGGAGUAAUUUCUGUCCUCAGGACACUUGCACCGCUGCAGCCCGUGAAGAGCUUCUUCUGUUUGAUGUGUUCAUAAGGACACCUGCAAUGCCUUCACCAUGGAAAAAGGGGCAGAAACUGGAUUCAUUUCUCCAGGUGGGAAUAUGCAGACUGUCUCCUCUCUCAUCACCCUUGUGUUUGGAGGUAUCCAAGGGCAAGCACUUGUCCUCUGCAGCUCAUGCUCCCUGUAGACUCGAGGGACAAGCAGCUAAUCAAUUAACAGCCUCCCAAGACAAAGAAUACCACAUGAGAAGUGUUUCCCAACGAAACAUAAGCUGUUUUUCUCCCACUCAAAGCAUCCCCUGGAAUAGUUGGAUCAAUUCUGUGCACUGGGAGACCUUUGUCUUAUUUGAAUCAACAUGGAAAGGAAUCUUAAGAAUGUUUUGGUCAUUUCUUUUGGAUUUUUACUUCUCUUCACUGCUUAUGGAGGGCUCCAGAGUCUACAGAGCAGUCUCAACUCUGAGGAAGGCCUGGGCGUUGCUUCCCUAAGCGUUCUCUAUGCUGCUCUUAUCGUCUCAUCCAUGUUUCUCCCUCCAAUUCUCAUCAAGAAGCUGGGCUGCAAGUGGACCAUUGCAGGCUCCAUGUGCUGCUACAUUGCCUUCUCCCUGGGGAACUUCUAUGCUAGCUGGUACUCACUAAUCCCUACCUCUGUGAUCCUGGGCUUAGGAGGAGCACCACUCUGGUCUGCCAAAUGCACUUACCUCACCAUUGCUGGCAAUUCAUAUGCUGAGAAAGCAGGAAAAAUUGGGAAAGACAUUAUCAACCAAUACUUUGGGGUCUUCUUUCUGAUAUUUCAGUCCUCUGGAAUCUGGGGAAAUCUUAUUUCAUCCCUGAUACUUAGCCAAUCUUCUAACAAAGUGGAAAUCUCAGAAGACCACCUGGCAUGCUGCGGGGCGUAUGAUUGUGAGAGCACUACCACUAACACCACUGCCUUGGCAGAACCCUCUAAGUCCUUGGUCUACACUCUGCUAGGGGUCUACACUGCUAGUGGUGUGCUAGCUGUGUUGCUGAUUAUUAUAUUUCUGGACCAGAUCAAAUCUGAGCAAGCAGAGGCUGAGAAAGAAAUACAAAAGACACCAUCCUUUUGGUCUACGUUCCUAGCAACUUUCCAGCAGCUUAAAGAUAAAAGGCAGUGUCUUCUAAUCCCUCUGACAAUGUACAGUGGGCUUGAACAGGGAUUUCUUGCUGGUGACUACACAAAGACUUAUGUGACCUGUGCCCUGGGGAUUCAUUAUGUUGGUUACGUGAUGAUCUGCUUUUCAGCUGUGAAUUCCCUUUGUUCUCUGCUCUUUGGAAAGAUCUCUCAGUUCACUGGUAGAAAAUUUCUAUUUGCAUUAGCCACAGCUACGAACACUGCCUGUAUAAUAGCACUACUGCUGUGGAAACCUCAUUCUAACCAGCUUGUCGUGUUCUUCAUAAUCCCUGCUCUUUGGGGCUUAUCGGAUGCCAUUUGGCAGACACAAACUAAUGGACUUUAUGGUGUUUUAUUUGAGAAACACACAGAGGCUGCGUUUGCAAAUUACCGUCUCUGGGAAUCAUGUGGAUUCGUCAUUGCCUUUGGUUACAGCACCACACUGCGAGUCUACAUCAAGUUGUACAUUUUACUGGCUGUGCUUACGUUGUCUAUGGUGACAUAUGGAAUGGCUGAGUACCUGGAAGCUAAGAGAUCCUCUGGGACACCUGCUACUACAGAAAAAGAAAAUAAGGGACCUCACACCCAGGAAACACAUAUCUAACCCAUUUGGG